Messenger RNA from Scheffersomyces amazonensis, 1142 nucleotides. It is a transcript of the gene RFC2, whose product is annotated as replication factor C subunit 2. Gene Ontology annotation, cellular component: nucleus; DNA replication factor C complex. The coding region runs from base 26 to 1129 and encodes 367 amino acids. NCBI's taxonomy places the organism in Eukaryota, Fungi, Ascomycota, Pichiomycetes, Serinales, Debaryomycetaceae. The record is from RefSeq and is a predicted model, not a curated record. Gene Ontology annotation, molecular function: ATP binding; DNA clamp loader activity; ATP hydrolysis activity. The transcript has a single exon. Gene Ontology annotation, biological process: DNA-templated DNA replication; DNA repair.
UAUAAAUAUAAUAACUAUAGCCAAAAUGACAUCAGUAUUGAUGAAUAAAGCUACUGGUAAGUUAGACCAAUAUGAAGAAGAAAGACUUCACCAUACUCCAUGGGUUGAAAAAUAUCGUCCUAAAAAGUUAGAAGAUGUUGCAUCACAAGAUCAUGCAGUAACAGUUCUUCAAAGAACCAUUGAAUCUGCUAAUUUACCUCAUAUGUUAUUUUAUGGACCUCCAGGAACAGGUAAAACAUCAACAAUAUUAGCAUUGGCAAAAACAUUAUAUGGACCAAGAUUAUAUAAGACAAGAGUAUUGGAAUUAAAUGCUAGUGAUGAAAGAGGAAUUUCUAUAGUAAGAGAAAAGAUUAAGAAUUUUGCAAGAUUAACUGUAUCUAAUCCAACAACUGAAGAUUUAGAAAAUUAUCCUUGUCCACCUUAUAAGAUUAUUAUAUUAGAUGAAGCAGAUUCUAUGACUAAUGAUGCUCAAGCAGCAUUAAGAAGAACAAUUGAAAAUUAUUCAAGUGUAACUAGAUUUUGUUUAAUUUGUAAUUAUAUCACGAGAAUAAUUGAUCCUUUGGCCUCUAGAUGUUCUAAAUUUAGAUUUAAACCAUUGAAUAAUGAUAAUGCAUUAAAUAGAUUGAAAUAUAUUGCUGAAGAAGAAAAAAUUAAUUUAAGUGAAGGUGUAUUAGAAGAAGUAUUAAAGAUCUCUAAUGGAGAUCUAAGAAAAGCAAUUACAUUUUUACAAUCUGCUACAAAAUUAAGUAAUUCAUUAGAAGAUGUAGAAAUGGCCGAUGAAGAUGGUAAUUUUGAAAGUGAAACCACAAGUAAAAUUACUGUUAAUGGAAUUCAAGAAAUAGCUGGUGUAAUUCCAGAUGAUAUAGUUAAUCAACUUGCUAAUACUAUUAAAAGUAAAAAUAUUAAAUCAAUCUCAUCCCAAGUCAAUGAAGUUAUUCUUCAAGGAAGAAGUGCACAACAAGUGAUUGACCAGCUACAUGAUAAAUUCAUUCUUGAUGAUACUAUAAAUUCUAUCACCAAGAAUAAAAUCGCUGGAAUUUUAUUUAAUAUCGAUAAAAGAUUAAAUAAUGGGACUGAUGAGCAUGUUCAAUUGUUGAAUCUUUUUGUUCAAAUAUCAAAUGCAUUAUAAUAUAAGUCUAACA